This is a messenger RNA of Asterias rubens (European starfish), 1621 nucleotides long. RefSeq names its product multiple epidermal growth factor-like domains protein 10. Gene Ontology annotation, molecular function: scavenger receptor activity. The transcript has 7 exons. The record is from RefSeq and is a predicted model, not a curated record. Lineage: Eukaryota; Metazoa; Echinodermata; Asteroidea; Forcipulatida; Asteriidae. Bases 1 to 1140 code for a protein of 379 amino acids.
AUGAGCUUGUCUACCCUUCAGUAUCGUCAGCAUCAAAUAAAGAAAAACCGAUGUUGUAAAGGUUGGAUUCAAAUCGGGAACAACUGCUCACUCCCGUGCACAGAUAACACGUUUGGAUUAAAUUGCUCAGAAACUUGCAAUUGCACAUCUCCCAAUACCUACUGUAGCCCAGUCAGCGGUUGUAAAUGUGAGGCUGGCUGGAAAGAACCAAACUGCAGUUCACCAUGUGAUCAUGGCUCUUUUGGAUAUGCCUGCCAGAAGAAUUGCACCUGUCUAAACGAUGCGCCUUGUGAUCCUGUAAGUGGGUCGUGUAACUGCACUCCUGGUUGGAUAGGGUCAUACUGCAACGUCAAAUGUCCAGCUGGUCGCUAUGGUAAUGACUGUCGUGAGAAUUGUAGUUGUCUAGAAGGAGCUGUAUGUGAUCCAGUUAAUGGAAGUUGUUCUUGUCAGCCCGAUAGGAUCGAUCCUAACUGCACUCUCCUUGAAGAGUCUACAACUCAUCAAAAGAAAGUCUUGCAAGAAAGUUACCCUCCAGGAAGUGGCAGUACUGUUGGUUCCCCAAAACUUGCAUUGGUUGCCGUUUCCGGCGUUAGUUUUGCUGUUGGAAUAGCAAUUGGGUUAAUCAUUUGUGUAUCAUACAAACGAUACAGGAGUUCCAUGUCCAUGCGAGCCAGUAUAGAAGGCGUCACUGAUGCUCAACAAGAAACCGAUGGUCGAGGUCGGAACAGAGGUGCUACUCAGUCUGGACUCCAAAUUGCAGAAUCUGGAGCUUUGCUAGUUUCAACUGAAAGUUCAAAACAGCCUGAAAGCGCAACUAGCACCGAAAACACGGACGUUGCGCACAUGUAUGAAACAACUAUCACGCAGUCUGAUGACAGAACGAGGAACCUACUAAAGGGGGCGCCCUCAAGUGUCUCCCAUAAUCUCAAAGAUCACUCAAAGGUUCCGCCUCCCACAGCUAACACCUCAUAUGCCGAGGAUGAAGAUGCAUACUGUGACAUGGGAGAAGUGAGUACACCACUGCAGGUCAUAUCGGUACACAACAAACACUCUGGAGGAAUCGAACACACUUACUACCAACGAAACAAACACUCUGGAGGAAUCGAACACACUUACUACCAACGAAACAACAACCUCUAGGCUAGGCAUGUUUCGGCUUUGAUGUUUAUUUGAUGUAAAUGUCAAAUAUAGUUGUUUUACACUGCAUUUUUGUUAUCUAAAUGGUUAAAGGGUGUGCAAAACAUUUGUAAACUAGCUAUAUAAACAAAAUAUGUGUAAAUUUACACACAUAUUUUUAUUACUAUAUGGAGAUGGGCAAGGUAGAAAACUUCCGUUCAAACAUUUGUGAAUGAAAUAAAAUGGUUUGAUUGACAUUAUUGAGUAAAACAUUAUUAGUAUUGAUCUCACGAGACCAACAUUCCAUGUGUGAAGGUUUUAUUCUGCACUUCUGUGGUUCAUAAUGAGGGAAUCAAUGUGAAUCAACUAGUAGUUUAAACCCGUCGAGGUCUGGUUCUUGAUAAUAGAGAGGUUUCGCAAGCGUGCGUUUCAUGAAGGGGUAAUUUACUGGAAUAGUCUUAAUGCAGAACUUAAACAUUCAGUCAGUGUUUUUUCUUUUCGUAAA